Molecule: messenger RNA, 1052 nt
Organism: Rhopalosiphum maidis (corn leaf aphid)
Lineage: Eukaryota; Metazoa; Arthropoda; Insecta; Hemiptera; Aphididae
Product: voltage-dependent anion-selective channel-like
Exons: 7
Coding region: 96-995 (299 amino acids)
Biological process (GO): monoatomic anion transmembrane transport
Cellular component (GO): mitochondrial outer membrane
Molecular function (GO): voltage-gated monoatomic anion channel activity
Source: RefSeq, a predicted model, not a curated record
UAGACACUCCAAAAUAAUAAAAUAAUACUCAAGUUAUAUUAUUAUUAAUUAAUUAAGUAUCUGUAGUUGAGUACACCUCCAUAGGAAGUAACUAUAUGCAUACCUCCAUGGCCCAUGCACGAACUUCUUUAAAGAUACCAAUCAAGAUGGCUCCUGUAUUCGGUAAUGUCGGUAGAGCAGCACGUAGCUUAUUCGACAUUGGUUAUGAUGUGCUCGACGGGUUCAGGUUAGAUGUGAAUACGUAUAAGAAAUUGGGAAUCUCGGCUGGCGGUAUUCAAAGAUUGGAGUCAGGCGAUGUUGUUACAUCUUAUUUUGAAACCAGAUACACGUUAAAUAAAUUUAAUUGCUUAAUUUUUUUGGCUGAGAGAUGGACCAUGAAUCAUAAUAUGACUACUGAAGCUACUAUAGUUGGCUUGUUACCCGGUUUCACACUUACAACUAGUGGUAUAUUUGACUGUCAGAACCAUUCUAAGGGCGUGGAUGUGAAGACUGAAUAUAAGAAUGAUCAUGUCUCACUCAUCUUGGACACUAAAUUUAAAGAAUUCAAACCUAUUAUUCAUGCUUCGGCUGUAGCUUCUUACAAUGGAUUGUGGGGCGGUUUUCAUGUUAAAUAUAAUGCAAACCAAAAAGUAUUGAAGUAUAGCAACUUAUCUCUCAGCUAUAAAGCUGGCAAAUUUGUGUUAACCACCGCGGUAAAUGAUAAAAAUUUAUUUAGUGGCUCAAUUAUCAAUAAAUGUUCUAAACGAUUAAAUGUGGGUUUGCAUGUUAUUUGGUCAUCUAUAAACCAUGGUUGUUUAAUUAGUGUUGGAUCCAAAUACCAAUUUAAUAAAGCUGUCAAGUUGCGUGCUAAGAUUGUUAAUGUGGAUCAAUUGUAUCUAGGAUCUGAAAUUCAAGUAAAAAAAGGUGUGAAAUUGACAUUUGCUAGCUUAUUUGUAUGUCGUCAGUUCAACCUAACUGAUCACACAUUUGGUAUUGGAUUGGAACUUAAUUUGUAAGCAACUUACAGCAGUGGCAGCGCGUAAACAAUUUUAUAGGGUAGAUAAUUAGAAAUG